AUGCUUCAAAUCCACCACUUUCUCUUGGUCAUUCUUUUCUUGACAGCCACCUUUGCGAGCCCCGUUCAGAAAAAACAGAAACGCUCCUUCAAAGUCCCUCGGAUACAACAACACAACUACAAGCCGAAUGGCAAAGCCGCUUAUCGAAGAGCAUUGUUCAAGUUCGGAUUUGGCGAUAUCGAGUUCUUGCCCGGUGGAGAGGUAGCUACGAGAAUCAAAGCAGCAAGCGAGGCCCAGAUCAACAACACGGCAAGCGAGAACGGCGAGACAACUGCCUCACCGACACAGAAUGACGCCCAGUUCCUGUCUCCGGUGAAAAUCGGGGGACAGACUCUGAUCAUGAACUUUGACAGUGGCUCGUCAGACACAUGGGUCUUCAACACCAACCUCCCUACCAAUUCCCAACAAGGCCACACAAUCUACGACCCCAACCAAUCGCCUACCUUCCAAAACACCCUGCAGGGCAGUACCUUUAACAUUUCCUAUGGCGACGGCUCCUCUGCCUCCGGUCCCGUGGGUGUUGAUGAGGUCGACAUCGGCGGCGCCACUGUAUCUGCUCAAGCCAUUGGCCUCCCCAACACCGUGGCCGACAGUUUCGUGACUGACUCUGCGUCAAACGGCCUCGUCGGCCUCGCCUUCUCGCAACUCAACACCAUCCAACCCACCCAACAGAAGACCUUUUUUGACAAUGUCCUCCCAGAUCUCACGCUGCCGGUCUUCACCGCGCAAUUGAAAUCUGGCCAAGUAGGCUCCUACGAGUUUGGCAACAUCGACACCUCGGCCUUCACGGGCCAACUGAGCACCACGCCCGUCGAUUCCUCGAAUGGGUUCUGGGAAGUCGAUUCCACGACCGCCGCCGUGCAAGGCCAAACCGUCAACAUUGCCAACGGCAGAGCAAUCCUCGACACGGGCACCUCGCUCAUGCUCGUGCAGAAUGAAAUGCUCGUCGCAUACUGGAACACCGUGCAAGGUGCACAGCUCUCUCAAAGUGCGGGUGGCAUCAUCUUUCCAUGCAACGCGCAAUUGCCGGAUUUGCAAGUCGCCAUCGGAGCCAAUUAUAUGGCCACCGUUCAGGGGGAUGGGAUGAACUUUGCGAACGUCGGCACGGACACGCAGACCGGCCAGCAAUUUUGCUUCGGCGGUCUUCAGUCCAACCAGGGCCUCCCCUUCGCCAUCUACGGCGACGUCUUCUUCAGGUCUCAAUUCGUCGUCUUUGACGGCUCGGCACCUUCAGUCAGCAUUGCACCGCAUUCUUAG
Messenger RNA from Cladophialophora psammophila CBS 110553, 1257 nucleotides. Its product is annotated as aspergillopepsin I. Bases 1 to 1257 code for a protein of 418 amino acids. Gene Ontology annotation, molecular function: aspartic-type endopeptidase activity. The transcript has 3 exons. The record is from RefSeq and is a predicted model, not a curated record. Lineage: Eukaryota; Fungi; Ascomycota; Eurotiomycetes; Chaetothyriales; Herpotrichiellaceae. Gene Ontology annotation, biological process: proteolysis.